UUUUAACUAUAUUUCCCUUAGGUUAUACUUAUUUCUCUUCAACGGAUUAGUAGUUUUUUUUCUAUAUGCUGGAAUUGGAUUAAGUUUGCUGAAACUGGUGCUGGAUAAGAUGGAUACCCAUAUUAUUCAUCACUCAACCCAUUAUUUAUCCAUAAAAUAUAUGAUAAAUAGCCUAAUUUCGAGGGUCUUCACUGUCCUCGUUGCUGUGAAGUAGCUCGCCAGCCCCAUUGAAGGCAAACAACGACAUUGUAUGGCUAUUCCUCUAUUUCGAGGUUUCCGAAGACUUCCGUUACUUUCACUUCACAGGCCUCUAUCCUCUUCCUCUACCUCUUACAGGCCAAUUCUUGGAAACCCAGAAAGCUUUUUGCACUUGUCAAGGUUUGUGCCUCAGAAUAGCUUAAUCCGACAAAACCCAUGUUGGGACUUCAGGAACUUUAGCCAUGGAAGUGUGAAUUUUGUUAUAACAAAAGAUGGGAAACCCAAGUUUGAGACACAUGAAGUGGAAGCACCAAAGAAAGAGAAAUGGAAGACAAAGAAGAGGCUGAAACUGCAAAGGAAGAGAGAGAAGAAGAAGAGAAAUGCUGCAAAUAAGAGGGAUCCAAGAAGGCUUGGUCUAAAGGGGAAGAAGAAGAAGCAGAAGUUUGACACUGCUGAAGAAAGAAUUAAGCAGAAGAUAGAAAAUGCAAAAGUCAAAGAAGCUUUGUUAAUUGAGAGACUAAAGCGAUAUGAGGUUUCCAAAGUUCAAGGUCCUGAGGUUAAGCCACACUUUCUCACUGGCGAAGAACAAUUCUAUAUCAAAAAGAUGGGGCAAAAAAGGUCUAAUUAUGUGCCAAUUGGCAGAAGGGGAGUCUUUGGAGGUGUUAUUCUUAAUAUGCAUUUACAUUGGAAAAAGCAUGAAACAGUCAAAGUCAUAUGCAAACCUGGUCAAGUCCAAGAAUAUGCCGAUGAAAUUGCAAGACUGAGUGGCGGCAUCCCAAUUCAGAUAAUUGCAGAUGAUACAAUAGUUUUUUACAGAGGAAGGGAUUAUGUGCAACCCGAAAUUAUGUCUCCUAUUGAUACACUGUCGAAGAAGAAGGCAUUAGAAAAAUCCAAGUAUGAGCAGUCGCUAGAGUCUGUGAGACGUUUCAUUGCCAUUGCUGAGAAGGAACUUGAACUCUACUACAGACAUGUCGCCCUAUAUGGUGACCCAAGUAAUCGGAGUGCUUACUCCAUCCUUGAUGAUUCAAGAAGCACAAGAGGAAAACGAAAUGCCGAGAUAGGAGAGGAGAACUAUUCAGCAAGCGAAUCUAAUUUGUCGGAUCUUGAGUUGGAAAUUGAUGAUAGUUGUUCUGAUGACAACCAGUCUUUAAGUUAAUUUGAAUUUGAGGAUACUAACGAAUCAAGUAGUG
Molecule: messenger RNA, 1388 nt
Organism: Solanum verrucosum
Lineage: Eukaryota; Viridiplantae; Streptophyta; Magnoliopsida; Solanales; Solanaceae
Exons: 5
Coding region: 251-1354 (367 amino acids)
Molecular function (GO): RNA binding
Source: RefSeq, a predicted model, not a curated record